AGCCUGAGCCAGUGUAAACCUUAUUAAUGUCUACGGAGUGAACGCAGAGAGGAGGGGAGCGUAGAGCACAAACGAAAGCGGCGAGCCAAGAAAAUGGCGAUCGUGCAGAGGAUGAAUGCCCCCACUCGUAGAUGCUGCAAACGCAUUGCAUUUCUUUAGCCUUACUUAGUUUAUUUUCCACUCUCUGUUGCACUUUAUAUUUCAAUGAGAGAUUUGGAAUUGGAAACUGUUGCCACCAAAGAAACUAAAGCGUCUUAACGGUGCCAGAGUGUGCCGAGAGAGGAAACAGCAUUAUAUCCAAAUACCCCCCCACACACACAUACACACACACAUAUAAAUACACCUGAAGUUUUCAGCGAUGAAGAGUGGGGCUGAGCAGCCCGCUGCCUACCCUGACAAGUCCUGCCUCCUCAUCUGACACUUUUGAGCUUCCACUGAGAGAGCAAAUAUCUUUGACCUCCCACCUUGUCGUCCUGGAAACCAAAGGUCAAUUGUUCUUUACGGGACCUGGGGACGCCCUCCUACCCAGCCAGGAGGUGCACCUGCCAGUGGCACUCAAAGGCAUGGCUCCCAUUCGGGAUUCCGUCAGCCAUUCCCCUAAUCAAACAGGUCUGGAUCGUCCUGGCUUGGACUCACAGUAUGAGCCUUCCCCUUGGUCUUCUGGUUCCUCUUGCAGUGACAGCAGCAGCAACUGGGGCAAAGUGCUAGUUGAUGGAAACACAGACAAAUCCAAUAAUCCUUGUUCAACUAGCUCUUCUGUCUGGCCACCUUCCUCAUCUUCAUUUUCUUGCUCCUCCUCUUCUUCCUCUUCUGGCUGUGGUUCAGGUUCAGAUCCUGAGUUGGCAUCAGAAUGCACAGACGCAGAUUCUAGUUCGUCAAUUGGCUCAGAUAAGAACCUUGGUUCUCUUGCUGUGCCUACAGUGAUGAUGAUAUCAGGAAAUGUUUCGUCUUUGACAUCUUCUGCAGUUUCUACCCACUCUACUUUGGGGGCUUCUACCAUGAUGCUGGAAGUUAACUUUAAUGGUGAAAGCAACAGUUGUCAAGUAAUCAGUGGAAGUGUUGGAAACGAAAGUAAUGGGAACAAUAUCACUGGAUCCUCACACUACCCCAACAUGGGGUCAAACAGUAUUGGCAGCAAUAACUUAAGCAACCACACUACCAGUGGUGUGUGGGGCCCGUCCUCCGAAAGCAACAUGGUCACCACUGACAGAAGCAGUCCCUGUAUCAAUGUGGGUUUAAACCCAAACACUUUAAAUCCAAAUAACAACCAUGGUGCCUGGCCACAAAAUCCAACCCCAAGCCCAGUGUGCCAGGGCCAACUGCCUCCACAGGCACAGGUGGUGAGUUCCAAACUGGGUAUGAUGCCCAAACAGGUCCCACCGCUGGGCUCGGGAGGAAUGGCAGCUUUGGAUAACAGCAGUUUAAUGGAAGACACAGCAGUAAACAAUGGUUCAUCAAACGGCAAAGUGUUGGACAUCAAUAGCGGAAGUGGUGGCCUGCAGUCUACAAACUUAAGCACUGAACCCAAUGGACCAAAUAACACUAUCAUGACUAUUACUACUACUAACACCACAAUGACCUCUACUCCACCGAACUCUACCGCCUCACCCCAACUUGACGGGGAUUGUUCCUGGGGUUCCUUUGGGGGAGGAAAUCGGGGUCUUCUGGCCUGUGGAAGUCCCUCAAUAGCCCCCCACCCCCCCCAAGGAGAGUUGGGAGGUACUGGGGCCAUUGGUACGCCUUGGGGCACAUCUACCUACCCUUUUGAAAAGGGCCCCCCUAAUGCAGACACUGUGAACUCUCAAAUCUCCUCUGCUGCUGCUUUCAAGAGUAAUAAUAACCACCAUAACACUGGGGCUUCACACUAUAACCAGGCUCCCACCAAUAAUCCGCCUCAGAGCAACUUGUCCUGGGUUGUUGGUCCGACUCAAGUUCCAGGUUCUGCAGGUCAAACACCAGUAAAUGGAAACCAAACUGCUAUGACCCCUCAAGCAGGAAUGCCUCACCCCUGGGGGAGUAGUGCAUCCUCUACUUCGUCAUCGUCUUCUUCCACAUCUAACAACAAAAUGUCGAAUGGGGAAUGGGGAUUGACUAUUUCUGGUAACAACCACUCAGAUACCGGAAGCCAUAAAGGGGUGUCUACAAACAAUGGCUGGAAAAGUCUGGAAGAUGACGCCAUGGGGAUUGGAGGAGCAGGGGUUAGUGGUAGCCAUGGCUUGGGAAGUGUCACCGGAGGCUGGGGCCGGUCUGGAGAAAGUGAAGGAAGUGGCGAGGGUUCUGGGAGUCGAUCCACUUCAGACAGAGAAUGCAACCAGUCCAAAGGAGGAAACCGCAGAAAAGGAAUCCAUUCUACGCCAGUAGUGCCAGCCCUGGCCCGUACCGAUGUAGACCCAAGGGUUCUGUCUAACACUGGAUGGGGACAAACACCCAUACGGCAAAACACUGCCUGGGAUGUCAACUCUCCAAACAAUCAGCACCAGAGUCUCAGAGGAGAUGAGAGAAAGCUUUACAGUGGAGGCUCCGGCUGGGGCACAGGACCACAGAUGAUUCCCUCACGGACCUCUGGAGGUUGGGGUGUUGGAUCAGACGGUGCAGGCCCCAACAGUGGAAUUUCUGGCUGGGGAGAUCGGAGACAAACUCCUGGGUGGGAUGGAAAAGGCCCACCUAAUGGAAGAAGUGGCCAUGGUGGCUGGGAAGAUGGAUCCAACUACAAGGGCGGUAACAACAGCAACACCUGGAACAACAAUAUGAAAGAAGAGAGAUCAAGUACUUGGACAAACACCUCCACUGUACAGCAAGGCUGGGGUCCUAAUGUUGGGAGUGGUUGUGAUGCCUGGGGAGGUAGUAUUGAUGACACCAAAGCAGGGGCCAAUAACCAUUGGGGGGAGCCUCAGAAAAGUGCUGGCUCAGCGAGCUGGGACAGCGACAGUGACCGGUCCGGCUCUGGAUGUUGGAGUGAGCCAAGUCGGGUCAAAACUAGCAGCAGUAAUACCUGGGUGGGCAACGGAGGAUCAAAUACUCCAGACCAGAUCCCCCCAAACCAGGGCUCCAACUGGGGGAACUCUGUACUCAAAUCUAACCCUCAGAGUAGCACUCAAGGCUGGGGUGAGCCAGUGAAGAACAGCAAUGGAGCUAACAGCUGGGGAGAAUCAAAUUCUAAACCUUCCAAUGAGUGGGGAAGCGGCCCAGAAUCCAGGAGCAAUCAAGGCUCGAACAAACCCACAGGCUGGCGCGGAGGUCCUAUUCCCGCAGUUGGUCAUAAGGAAGAAGCAUCAACAGGUUGGGAAGAACCUUCUCCAGAGUCCAUUCGUAGAAGAAUGGAAAUCGAUGAUGGAACUGCAGCUUGGGGAGAUCCUGGUAAAUACAGCAGUACUUCUGUCAACAUGUGGAACAGCAAGUCUAAUCAGUCAGAUCAAGAAGCCAUGAACAUAUCCUCUCAACACAACUCCCACUCAUCACACGGCUCAAUGCAGGCUCAAAACCAGGAAAAAAUGUCAGAUUGGGGUGAGAUGUACCCUAAACAAAAGGACUCUUCAUCAUGGGGGGAGCCUACAACUGAUCCACCGGUUACAGUGGAUAAUGGUACAUCUGCCUGGGGAAAGCCAGUGGACACCAGUACUGGCUGGGAUGAACCCAGCAGAGAUAAGAGAGAGACUUCUUCUGGAUGGGGCAGCCAGAACAAGUCCACUACUAGCCAUAAGCCUAUGGAGACUUGGUGCAGUGAGGACGUAUCCAUGGGCAAUAGCUGGGAUCAGGAAGAAGAGGUGGAAAUCGGAAUGUGGAGCAACAGUCAGCAGGAUAGCAGGUCCAAUGACCAAAACACCUGGAACUACAAGCCUAAAGUCUCCAACAAGAUGAACAAACCUGUCAACAAACAGGAGGAAUUUUGGAUGAAAUCUUUUGUCAACCAAUUCAACAACAUGAACUUCCAGAGAGACUCCCCUGAUGACUCUUUAAAAUCAGGGCCAAGCAUGAUGGCUGACAAGCGUGUGGACAUGAGUGGCGUGGGGGAGUUGAGCAGCAUCAUGGGGAAGAGUUCAGGGCCCCGGCAUCAGCUCCACAAGGAUUCUGCAAUGGAUCGAAGUCCUUACUAUGACAAGCUUUCUGCUUGCAAUAGUCCAGCUUCCGAUGAGCUUCCCUCCAGUCAGAGCAUUAGCCUUUCCUCUAGCAGUUCUGUUAAACCUGUCCCCAGUGUCAACUCUGGGCCAUCUCCUUUCCACUCUAGUUCUGGGGCAGCUCAGCAGAAUGUAAACUCCAUGUUGGGUGGCAGCAGCGUAGCACACAGCCGGGGCACCACCCAAUCCCAGCCCCCUCCUCAAUCAAACCUUCGUAACCAAGUGCCUCCACCCCUCCUGCCGUCUCAGGUCCCUCCAUCCUUGUUGAAGUACCCAGGGGGUAAUGGAGGUCUGCUUGGCCCUCAGCAGGUGGCUAUGCUCAACCAACUCUCUCAGCUCAACCAGCUGUCACAGCUGAACCACAUCAACCAGCUACAGCGCCUGCUCCUCCAGCAACAACAGCAGAAGCUUCAAAACGCGAGAGCGACACCGGUGGGUCGUCCGACUGAACAGACACGUCCUAUUGGUUCAUCUUUGUCAAUGAUGCAGCCCCCACGGCACCUGGAUCCAUCUCUGCUAAAGCAAGCUCCACCUCUUAAAUCAUAUGCUGACGGCUACAUGUCCCACAAUACAUCUGAGAUGCAGAAGAAUGCUCCUCCUCUCGGACCAUUAGGCAACUUCCCUUUAAGCUUGACCCCUAACCUGAAUGUACCCCUGGAUAUUGCCGUUAGUGGUGGAAGCAGUAGUGGUGGAGCUGUGACCUACAAAGAACCACACCAGUCCAGACUCAAAAAACUUUGGGCUACUGACAUCCUGGAGCAGAACAGCAAAUCUGGUGCUAUCUCGUCUGACUUGCGUCUAGAUGACUCUCCUUUCUAUGACUUCCUGCCUCCUGGUCCACCUCCCCUGAGCCCUCCCGGCCAACCAAUAGGCUCAGUGGGUGAUGGCUGGCCGCCCCGUGCCAACUCCCCCCCUUCCCAUGCAAACACUGUCACCUGGCCCCCAGAGUUCCGACCCGGGGAACCUUGGAAAGGUUACCCCAACAUUGACCCAGAGACUGACCCUUAUGUGACCCCCGGCAGUGUCAUCAACAACCUCUCCAUCAACACAGUUCGUGACACCGAUCACCUCAGGGAUAGGAACAAUGGGCCACCCUCAUCACUGAACACCACGAUGCCUUCUAACAGUGCCUGGUCAUCCAUUCGUGCCUCCAGCCACAGCGGUUCCCUCACCAGUACAGCACAAAGCACUUCAGCUAGACCAAGUGAGUCAAAGUGGUCUCCUGGAGGUGGUUCUGUGUCCAACUCCUCCCUAGCCCAUGAGCUUUGGAAGGUCCCCUUGACUCCCAAGGCGCUGCCGGUUGCAGCUCCUUCCAGGCCACCACCCGGCCUCACCAGCCAGAAGCCCUCUGGCUGGGACAGCUCUGCUCUGAGGCGGGGGGGCUGGGGCUUCACCGAGUCAAGAUACACACCUGGUUCCAGUUGGGGUGACGGCAGCAGCUCAGGAAGAACUCAAUGGCUCGUUCUGAAAAAUCUCACACCUCAGAUCGAUGGCUCCACACUUAGGACCCUGUGCAUGCAGCAUGGCCCUUUGAUCACAUUCCACCUCAACCUGCCACAUGGUAACGCCGUGGUCUGCUACAGCUCAAAGGACGAAGCCACCAAGGCCCAGAAGAGCCUGCAUAUGUGUGUUUUGGGGAACACUACUAUUAUGGCUGAGUUUGCUAGUGAGGAAGAAAUCAGCCGCUUUUUUGCACAAGGGCAGUCAUUGGCCACUCCCACCUCCGGCUGGCAGGCUAUUGGCUCCUCCCAGAGCAGAAUGGAUCAGUCUCAGUCCUUUCCCAGCCGCGCUUCUGAACCCAACCAGUGGAACAGUGGUGAGCUGCAUGGCUCCUCCCUCUGGAGCAGGUCCUAUUCCAGUACCCUGUGGGGGAACCCCAGCAGUGCUGACCCUGGGAGGAUCAACAGCCCUUCUCCAAUCAGCUCCUUCCUCCCAGUGGAUCACCUGACAGGGGGUGGAGACUCCCUGUGAACCAGCAGCCAAUCAAACCGGCUAAGUAAAUCAGAUAAAAACAAAACACAAAAAAACGUAGUUCUAAACGCAAUGGCACUCGUAGGACUUUUUCUCACAAGUUAUUCAACAAAGCGGGGUUUACCCUGUGGAAUACAAGUUACGUUCUCUGCACAUAUGUCCACUUUGUUUUAGCCCAAAAACAUAUCAGUCAGAAUACUUGAAUCAUGCAGGCCAAUUCUAUAAUGUGAACAGAUGGAUAUUUGCUUCCAGGUAGUGCUCUUUCAGACCAGGAAAAAAAAGAAAAAGAAAAA
Molecule: messenger RNA, 6379 nt
Organism: Oryzias latipes (Japanese medaka)
Lineage: Eukaryota; Metazoa; Chordata; Actinopteri; Beloniformes; Adrianichthyidae
Product: trinucleotide repeat containing adaptor 6A
Biological process (GO): positive regulation of nuclear-transcribed mRNA poly(A) tail shortening; miRNA-mediated post-transcriptional gene silencing
Cellular component (GO): P-body; nucleoplasm
Molecular function (GO): nucleic acid binding
Source: RefSeq, a predicted model, not a curated record